Molecule: messenger RNA, 1641 nt
Organism: Leptosia nina
Lineage: Eukaryota; Metazoa; Arthropoda; Insecta; Lepidoptera; Pieridae
Source: the annotation of a GenBank genome assembly
AUGGCGUCCACAAUGCCAAAUGCAAUUGCGCGGGAAAAUUUGAAGAAUCAAAACGGAAUGUGCAAAGACUCGGAGAGAAUAGACAAAGACAACAGUUACUGUAUCGAGUGCUCGCGGGAAAUCGUCGACCAGAACAUGAACGAGACGAGACAACUGUCUGAAAUACAGAAGUUUUACGACCGCAAAAAUGUCCUCAUUACUGGCGCUACGGGUUUUCUUGGCAAGAUCCUGGUUGAAAAGCUACUACGGAGCUGCCCAGGGGUGGAGAACCUCUACUUGCUGGUUCGGCAGAAAAGAGGAAAGGAUAUAUACACGAGGAUCGAGGAGAUUUUUGAAGAUCCGAUGUUUAAUCUCUUGAAGAAAGAAGUGCCAAAGUUCAGACACAAAAUUGUGGUCAUCCCAGCGGAUUGCGAAUCGCCAGGACUUGGAUUGACCAUACACGACAGACAAGUUAUUGUCGAAAAGGUCCACGUAAUAUUUCACUCGGCUGCUACGGUGAAGUUCGACGAACACUUGCGAGCAGCACUACUCACCAAUGUGCAGGCGCCUUUAUAUUUGCUGCAGUUGGCUAGAGAAAUGAAGGAAUUGAAGGCCUUCAUGCAUAUAUCGACGGCGUACUCCAACUCUCAUUUGUCGUCAAUAGACGAGAAGUUCUACCCGAUUGAGGCGGAUUGCAGCCAUUUACAGGAGAUGAUAGACAAACUGACAGAUUCUCAGAUCAAUGAAGUUCUUCCACAAAUACUUGGUCAAUGGCCUAACACAUACACCUUCACGAAAGCUUUAACUGAAAAGGAGCUUCGCAAGGCAUGCGCAGGAGUUCCCUUGGGUAUAUUCAGGCCAGCGAUUGUGACAUCAACAGCCAAGGAACCCCUAAAGUGUUGGCUGGACAACAUGUAUGGGCCGACAGGUGUCGCUGUAGGCAGUAUGACAGGAAUGCUACGAACAAUUCAAUGCGACGAGAACGUAACCGCCGACCUUGUACCCGUUGACUCAGUGGUGAAUUGUCUGAUCGCCGCCUCCUAUGACGUCAGCCAAAAGUACAGGAGUAGGUCACCGCCCAGCGAACCCCCCAUUUUUAAUUACGUCAGCUCCGUGGAGAACAAGAUCACGUGGGGAGACUUCAUGCGCCAGAACAUGGCGAGGAUCGACAGGCAUCCGCUCUCUAAUGCUGUUUGGUACAUAUCAUUAACCUUGAACAGGUCAGCUCUAAUGAAUCAGAUUUACGUAUUCUUCCUUCAUUUAGUUCCGGCAGUGUUCAUCGACGGCUUAGCUUCGUGCUUUGGGAGGAAACCACAAAUGCUGAAGGUAUACCGAAAAAUUCACAAAUUCUCAUCUGUGAUUUGCUAUUUUUCAACAAAAGAGAUCUCUUUCUGCAACCGACGAACGAGGGAAUUGUGGGACAAGACUGCAGAAUUGGAUAAACAGAUAUUCCCGUUUAGCAUGAAACAAUUAGACUGGGAGGAGUACUUCGACGAAUACUUGGCGGGGAUCAGACGGUAUCUCUUCAAAGAGGCAGACGAAACAUUACCGCAAGCUAGGAUUAAGUGGAAAAGACUAUACUAUCUGCACCAGAUAGUCAGGAUUUGUUUCUACGCAUUUGCAUUCUACUGUAUAUGGUCGAUUCUAACGAAAAUAUUCUAG